GUGUUUUAUUUAUAGUGGGGAAUUCAUGUACUUUGGUACUCCUUUCUCUUUAUCUCUGUCCCAAGCGUUUGCUACUCUUUCCUUUCCCUUUCCUUUUCCUUUUCCUUUCCUUUCCCUUCCAAUCCAUGGCAGGAGAAGACCCCGCCUGUGACAAAAACAUUGCAAAAAAAAAUGCCUUCAUUAACCACAAAAACGGAUCACAGGAUUUCAAAGACGCCACGAUUACGAGCCCGGCGGUUGAAUCUGCCUUCUUAAACAUUGGAUCAGGCCACCAAGUUUUCAGUGGCUCAAAGAUUGAAUGUGGUCCAUCUAUUUGGGACAAAUUCAAACGCCUUGGGAUAUCUUCGCUUUUCAACUACGACGGAAGCAAAACCAAGAAAUACAGUGAUUUUCCAGAGCAUCUACCCGCGGAAUUGACGCAAAAUAUUCCUGCCAAAGAAGAGGGAAACUCUGUUGAGGUGAAGAAAAAGUCUUCAACCAAUCCGAAGUCCAAUCCCAAACCUUCUUCCAAAAAACCAUGAGUGAGGAAAAGUUAUAGGUUUUUGUGUCAUGCUCCUUCAAUUACAUGUAUUAAUUAUGACUAUCAUAAUAAAAACUCGUGUCUUAAUUAUAAUUAGAAGUUUUCUUGAUCUAUGUAAUUUCUUAAAACAAUUAAUAACUUGCAACUUUCAUAUUUU
This is a messenger RNA of Vigna umbellata (rice bean), 677 nucleotides long. RefSeq lists its product as uncharacterized. The record is from RefSeq and is a predicted model, not a curated record. NCBI's taxonomy places the organism in Eukaryota, Viridiplantae, Streptophyta, Magnoliopsida, Fabales, Fabaceae.